Doryrhamphus excisus (bluestripe pipefish) is the source of this 1144-nucleotide messenger RNA. RefSeq names its product caspase activity and apoptosis inhibitor 1 (gene caap1). The record is from RefSeq and is a predicted model, not a curated record. Gene Ontology annotation, biological process: regulation of apoptotic process. NCBI's taxonomy places the organism in Eukaryota, Metazoa, Chordata, Actinopteri, Syngnathiformes, Syngnathidae.
AAGCUGAAACAGACGCUGGCUGAUGACGUCAUCACCAUGCGCCGCUCAUCACAAACAGCCACAGCUAUCAUUAACCAAGCGUGAGUAAUAUAUUUGGAGGUUUUUUGUCGCUUAAAAUGCUUAAAAAGAAGUCAAGUAGUGGCGAAAAGAAACGGAAACACGCCCCGACCGAUGAGCGGCAUCGUGGGAGUAAACGUAGAAGCGCCGACGGUAACAAAGAGGACUCUAAAGAUGAUCUCGCUGACCCAGACCUGGACAGGGUUGGCAGUGACAUUGAGGAAGGUGGGCUCGAUCUCGGGGUGCCAUUCCAGCCCAUCACCGCUUAUGUGAGCGACAAAAAGGAGAUGCUGGAGCAGUGCUUCCGUGUUCUGGGUGAGAAGAAACUACGCAGGAUGCUGCCAGAUGAAUUCAAGGACUUUAGCUUAGAGGAAAUUCGAAAACUGUGUUGGCAGCAACUGGAACCAAUUUCAGAGCGAAACGUUGUGCAGAUCCUAUCUGGGGAGCAAGUGACUGAAGAAAACAUCAAAAACACACAACAAUCCUCAGAAAUCCAACAAGAAAACAGCGUGAAAGAAGCAAGUGGUGACAUCACCAAGCAAGAGGCCAGUGCCUCCAGCGAGGACAGCGAUGUCCUCAGCAUCAACGCCGACACUAGUGACAUUGACGCGCCCAAAGAUGAGCAGCCAGUGGACAAAAACGCCGGCGUCGUGCCUCCACCUAAAACGGAGGCAAUCCAAAACGACAUCGACCGAAGCGUCAGCGAGAUAUUAGCGUCUAAGGACGAGGAAACUAAUAAAGAGAGCCGAGCAUUAUCCAUCCAGGACGUUCCGAACCGUGCCGUUGUCACAGCUAACAUCGCAACAUCACCGCAACAUCCGCCAUCGCUUCGGCAGCUGGAACUUCUUGAAUUGGAGAUGAGGGCGCGUGCGAUAAAGGCCUUAAUGAAAGCCAGUAAUGGGAAGGCAGCUAACCAGGGAUAAAAUGCUGCAUGUUUUCAUAGUGUUUAUCAAUAUGUAUCAAUACCGCCCAAAAAUGGGCUUUUAAGGCACCUCAGUUUGUCAACCUUUAUGCGUAUCAUCACUCCACCAUGUGGUUUUUUUUUGUUUUUAAAUCAAACUGUAAAUAAAUGAAACGCUAACUUGUA